Molecule: messenger RNA, 4277 nt
Organism: Babesia bovis T2Bo
Lineage: Eukaryota; Apicomplexa; Aconoidasida; Piroplasmida; Babesiidae
Product: Exportin 1-like family protein
Exons: 3
Coding region: 121-4275 (1384 amino acids)
Source: RefSeq, a predicted model, not a curated record
AUACAUAUUAAAUGUGAUAUUCCAGGCUACAAAUGGAAUGAAAACAAUGUCAUAGCGCGCUAGGUGCUCUCAACACCAUUGGGAUGUGUAUCUACACAGUGAUGCAACGACCUCGCGAUCAUGUUUCGAAGCGAAGUCGUAGCGUCGGUGUUCGUGGCCCAUGAAGGCAGCUACGCGGCAACCCAGCAGCUGCAGCAGCUGGUAGAAUGCCGCGACGAGAGCCCACUAACCGUGGAAACCCACAGGCACCUGACGCUGACGUACGAUGUACUGAUAUCACUCACGCAAAUUCCACACAACAGUAGCGAUGAAGCGGUAUUGGCAUUCGUAUCGACCAAGGGAGCUGCAGCUACCAGAGAAAAUUACAUUGAAUGUGUGGAUCUACUAAGAUUCUAUGGGUUCACAUUGCUGGUGAAGCUAUUUGAAAACAAUUGGCAUAACAUGACUGAAGAACUUAAAACAAGAUGCAAGCGCGAUGCUGAAUGUCUGUUCUCUGGCGGUAGAUUAGAAGCUACCGUGGCAGCGGAAUACAACGCAUUGGCCAUACCAAAAGUAACGCAGUACUUGGCCACCAUAGCCAUGAGAGAGUGGCCAGUGGGAUGGACUGAACUAAUACCAUUCUGCUUGCAGUCAAUCAAUGCACGCUUGAACCCGUUAUGUAACGACGCCAAUGCCUGCAAGCAAACAUUGGCUGAAUUGCGGAUAUUUGGAGGCCUCCUUUCAGAAAUAUCAGCGGAUAUCAGCGACUGCAUGGAGAACAAGCUGUUGUAUAAGAAGAGAACCCAGGUCUUGGCUUUGCUACAAAACAACAUAUGCGAUAUCUUUUUGCUGAUACGUAGAGUUAUCAUGCUGGGCAUGAUGAAUGGCCACCCGCAAAUGCAGCACAUGGUCAUAACCAUAUUCCGCAAUAUGUCAAUGAACAUGGAAGGAUUCAUAUUUGUGGCAUUUGACGUGGAUGAAUUCCUUAGGAUCAACGCCAACUCGCAGCAUAGAUCGGAUAUAAUACAAACGAUGCACAACAUAUGCACAAACGUAGUAUUAAAACCACUGAAAAAUAUGCCAAAGCACCCGGAAGUAGACCUAUCUAACGAAAGUGUAUAUAGAACCAAGUUAGGGCGCUUCCUACGAAAUAUAGUAGCAGUUGGGGAGUCGAUACCACUGGACACGUCCCUAGACACUGCAUGUGACGAGCUGCAGUUGGCACAGGCCUUAAAGCUACUCUUCGAUCGCAAUGGAAUCUAUGUACUAGGCAAUGUAGACACGGAGUCACUCAAGCUGUUGUGCGAUUACGUCAUAGGCAGAUUGGUGAUGCACCCAUCCAUGCAAAUCGCAAUUUGUGCGGUUAACGCACUGAAUGUCAUGCUACGCAGAAUGUCCUCGCUGGGCGAGGGAAGACUUGUAGGCGAGUAUAUAGCAGGGCAGUUUGUACCAAACCCAGCAAUAAGGUGGCUUGAUCAUCGCAGGAUGCUAUUGAUCCUUUUCAUACGCUCCCUGAAAAUGGGAAAUGCAGCUUUACAGGACGAUAGCACCGACCAAAUAUCAUCGGCAACGAUGGACGCCUUUAUCGCAGAUGCAGUGAGCACCCCUAUAGUCAGGGCACAAAGAUGGUCCAAGCUGCUAUUCGCAUAUACACCUAUAGACGACGAGUUCUGCGUGGGACACUUAAAGACCUUCGAACCCAGAUUUGCAUCACUGAGGUCAGCGAUACUGAAUUGCGUAUCGCUGUUGUGCACCGUGAGCCAUGACUACAUGAACAUGUCCAUCAAGGCACUAGCGGAUAUAUUCACCACGGCGCAAAGCGUUGUAAUGGAAUCACCAUGUGUAAUGGGAGCCAGUGCGUGCACAAUGCCGGGGAUAUCAGAGAAACGGUUGCAGUGGACGUGUAAAAAGCUGGUACUGUUCGACGGGACGUGCUUCAUGUUCGAGGCGGCGCUGUCCAGGUUGCGGAGCGCAACCAUAGACGCCACUGUAACAGCGGAGAAUACUAAAGUGCCGGAGUGGCUGCAGCCAGCUGCAGCAAGUAAAGUGCUACACGCAGCACAAGCCAAGUCAGGUGGCGAAAUGAUAGAUACCUGGAUAUCAAGCUCAAUGACCUAUUUACUCCACAUGAUAGGGCUGCAACUACCAGGGGUCCACUGCGCACAAUUGGAAGUGCGCAGGCUCAGUAUGCUUUCCAGUUCAGCGCACCUCCUGAUGUAUAGCCCGGAACCACUGGAACGGAUCCUGGAAUACGUCAUCACGUUGCUACUAGUAAAAAAUGCAGGACCCAUGCAAGAUAAUAAAGUCUGCAAGGCGGCGUUAGUGACGCUAAUAGCACUGUGCAAAAACUGCUCAGCGCUGGUGUCGCCAUACGUGGAGCCCAUAGUACACAGGAUUAGGCAUUGCCUGGCAAUGGCAGAGGAUGAGAUGUAUAGAGACCUCUUGCUGGAGGCACUAGUGGCACUCACGUCGUGCCUCCAGAACUACGAAACUCUGAAACGGUUGACACAUGAAAUUAUCGCACCACACGCUGAGGAGAUCAAAGCCCUGGCAGCUAAACUGACCUCAGUUAAACCAGACGAAAGACCAGUUCUCCUGUUUGAUAUACUCUAUGGACAAAACCCAUCGCAACAUCUAGAAGAAAGCCAGAUAGGAUCACCAACAAGAUUAGAGGUCCUCCCAAGUGCUAAGUCAAUAGAAAAUACUCUGGACCAGGGACGAAGAAACCUGCGAAGAGUACUCACGAUGUCGCUGUAUAUAAUUAGGUGCGCUGCAAUGCCACAGGAUGACAGGAAAGAGGCAUCUAGGCACCCACUAGAAGAUAUGCUGCCGGAGCUGAAUGCAUCAAUAUGUACCAUACUGGCAGCAAUGUCAGGUAUGUGGAAACCAGGAUUCAGGACGCAAAGUGACUGGCGAAAGGCAGUGUUAAGCCCAGGAGAAGAGGAAUGGAUUGCACUCCAGGGGUUCAAUGAAGCCAUAGCUAGUGAAGACAGCCUCCGGAAACUUGUAGAAGCGGUUUUCAGCAUACCCGCGAAUAUAGAUAAUAAACUGGUACGGAAGUGUAGAAGACAUGAUUUCUUACUCAGGCAGUCUGCGUUAAAGCUAUGUGGUGAAAUAUUUGCCACAGCAGCUAUACAGAAUUCGGAAACUAUACAAACGUGCCAAGAGACCAUCAUCGCAGAAGCACUAGUGGAACCACUGGAGUGGGUAUCAAUGUUCCAUUUGGCCCAAUUCCUUAAGUUCGCAAUGAUACCGGCUAAACUGUCGCUACGCAGGAUCUUGCCAAAGGUUAUAGCAACCAUAUCGGAAAGGAUUAAUUCAGAAUGGAAAGCACUGAAUAGAGUGCAACGCAAUCUUUUAGGUACCGAUAAAGAACAUGAGUCAAGUGAAAUGGUGGAGUCCAGGAUAAUGCAUCUGUAUUAUUUACGGGUAUAUGCAUGUAUAGAAACUGGGCAGCAACUAAUGGCAUUAGUGGCCACACUCCUCAGGGCACGCAGCUCCCAAAUAAUCGAGCCAGAGUCACAACCCGGGUCAGAUGACGUUAUAAUGGGCUCAUCAGAUCAAAUAUCGGUAGUUUUUGGCUCGCGAGAGCUGCUUACGAGUAUAUUGCAGUGCCUCUGUAGCGCACUGUGCUGGCCACAUUGUAGAUGUAUAACGGAAGCACUGAGGUUACUCAGGACAUAUGCCAAAACGGCAGUGACGCUAGAUAAAUCAUCUGUGAAGUUGUUCCAGGCGUUCGGGCCCGAAGUGCUUCUAGUGCUGCACAAACAGCUGCAGUCACAGCGGACAUUCGACCCCCUGAACCUAGGUAACGCCGAGGCACACGGAUCAACCACGACCGCCUAUAAACGAUUCUGGUCAAACACAAGGGAUGGAAGCUCGAAUUAUAUAAAGGAAUUUGUAAAUACCAUGUGCAGCCUAUAUGAAGCCAUGGUCAAGUGCCACCCAGGAUUGUCAAGCGUAGUGGUACAAGGUGAAGUAAAUGUACAGGCAUUGUUGAAUUAUAGUGCCAUUGUAGAGGUAAUCAAGUUGCUGAUGCCAUACCUACAGGAACACGAAUGUCUAACCUUCCUAACCAAAGUAAUCGCACAAAACUCGAUAGAUUCAAGAUCACUGCUCCAAGCAGGCGUAGAAGCAAAUGUAGCAAACCAAGAUGCCAGGACAAAUGCCAAAAUGACGCAAAUGAACGCCAGUGUGUUAGAGACACGCUCAUCCAAAGAGAUUGAAUGCUGCAGCACUGGAGAAAGCGAUGACGAAUUCCUAGGAUCAGAUAUAGCAUACCUGCUAUUCGAGUAGGG